GCGUUCAGACUUCCCGUCCCAGCUCACGGACACAGUGUACAUGAAGUGGGAGUUCCCCAUCCGGAAGCUGAACUUCGGCAAGGUGGUGGGGCAGGGCGCGUUCGGGAAGGUUCACCACGCCAUCGCCCAGGACAUCGACGGCAAACCUGGACCUGUCGCAGUCGCCGUCAAGACUCUGAAAGACGGCGCCACGGUGGAGGAGAGAGAGAUUUUACAGAAGGAGCUGGAUCAGCUGAUUUACGUCGGCAGCCAUCCUAAUGUCAUCAGGCUGCUCGGAGCAUGCAGCAGGAGGGGGGUUCUCUGCAUCAUCAUGGAGUACGCUAUCCACGGGAACCUGCGAGAGUUCCUGAAGGCUCGGCACCUGGUGAGUGAUCUGGAGAGCGACCGGCAGCUGUGCGCGAUGGGAGCCGGCGUGCUGCGUGACGCGGACCUGCUCAAGUUGGCGCUGGGCAUCGCCAGGGGAAUGGCACAUCUCGCAUCUCUGAAGUGCAUCCAUCGUGACCUGGCAGCGCGGAACAUCCUGGUGUUUGACGGCGUGGUGGCGAAGGUGUCCGACUUCGGGCUGGCCAGAGAGGCUAAGGAGAACGCGUACUACUUCAAGGAAACCAAGGAUGGCCGCAUGCCUUUCAAAUGGAUGGCACCAGAGACACUACUGUCCGGCAGAUACACAACUAAAAGUGACGUGUGGUCCUUUGGCGUGCUCUUGUGGGAGAUAACCACCCUAGGAAGCAGCCCGUACCCAGGCAUCCCCACCGACAAGAUAGUCACACUGGUCCUGAAGGGGUACCGGAUGGGGAAACCGCCAAACUGCCCACAGGACAUAUUCGACAUGAUGAAGAAGUGUUGGAGACACACUCCUGCCGAGAGACCGACCUUCAGGGACCUGAAGGACACCCUGGAGAAACUCCUGCAGUACCCGCCUGACGGGAAAAACAGGAAGGUGUCUACGGGACGACGGCAGGUGCAGCAGAAGGCUAAGCCGUGCGUGGACUGCUGCCUGGGGGAUAACGGCAGCGCCCUCUGUCAGAUCCCUACCGACAGUGCAGAGCAGCUCGCUGUUGUUUCCUGCGCAAGUUCAUCAAACGCAUGAAAGGGCUAAUCUUCAACCAUUUUGGGGGCAGUCGUAACUGUCUGGCAAAUGGAUACAGCCUGGCCAAUUUGAUAUUGUCUUUGUAGCUACAAAAAUAUCUGCUUGGAGAUAGGG
This is a messenger RNA of Branchiostoma belcheri (Belcher's lancelet), 1204 nucleotides long. Its product is annotated as fibroblast growth factor receptor 3-like. The record is from RefSeq and is a predicted model, not a curated record. Gene Ontology annotation, cellular component: signaling receptor complex. The transcript has 9 exons. Gene Ontology annotation, biological process: protein phosphorylation; positive regulation of kinase activity; cell surface receptor protein tyrosine kinase signaling pathway. NCBI's taxonomy places the organism in Eukaryota, Metazoa, Chordata, Leptocardii, Amphioxiformes, Branchiostomatidae. The coding region runs from base 41 to 1090 and encodes 349 amino acids. Gene Ontology annotation, molecular function: transmembrane receptor protein tyrosine kinase activity; ATP binding.